AUGGAGGCAAAAUUCGCCCGCGCCGCUGCUCGCGACGAUUUGCGGCAGCGACGAACUGCGGCGGCGCAGCUCUCGUGGACUGGGACGGCGAUCCGCUUUGCGCUGCCGCUGCCGCUCGCCGCGGCAUUCACCUUUAGGGCAGUGGACGGCCUCAUCUUCGAGCCGGCGCUCAACGAGGCUGGGCUGCCGCCGCACGCCCUGCUCGGCUUGAUUAUGGCGACUUGGGUCUCGCUCUCCCUGCUCUCCGUCAGCCGGCCAUCUGUUGCGCUCGCGCUGGCUGCCACCGCCCUUGGAACCCUUAAGCAGAGGGUCGAUGGGGGCGUCCUCAAGCCGCCCGCGGUCUCGCCGACGGCUCCAGUCGUGGCGCUCGUCACGGGCGCGAGCAGCGGCAUCGGCCGUGAGGUUGCGGCCGAGCUCGCCCGCCAAGGCCACACCGUCGUCAUGGGCUGCCGCUCGGCUGCCCGCUGCUCCGCGGCGCGAGUUGAGAUCUUGGCCAGGCUCGACGUGCCGGGCUCGCGGCUAGUCAUCCCGCCAGACGCGCCACUCGACCUGGCGCGGCUCUCGACCGCGGCGCGCUUCGCCUCCGCGACCGGCGAGGCGACGGGCGGCGCCGCUAUCGAGCUGCUCGUCCUGAACGCGGGCUUUGUGCCUCUGGGCAGCGGCGGGAGCGGGCGGAGCGGCGAGUCGGGGCUCGAGGAGGGGCUCUACGCCAUGUACUACGGACACCAAGCUCUCGUGCGCGGCCUCGCCUCGCUCCACCUCCUUGGCCCCUCCGCCACCGCCGUCGUCGUGUCGUCGGAUGCGAUGCGGUUCGGAGGGUUCGACGGCUCGCUCGAGACGGGCUCGGGCGCGAGAGGCGAGGGCGAUCUCGCGGGCGAGGUGACGGCGGGCUGUGCGCUGCCCGGCCCUCUCCCGUGCGCCCCGCUCUGCUGGCCUGCGGCUGCGCCGGGCGUGAGCAACCUCGUCGAGAGCCCGCUCGUGCCUGCGACCGGCUGGUCGUUCGGCGCGUACGCGCGCGCCAAGCUGAGCGGCGCCCUCCUCGCCGGGGGAGCUGGGACCUGCGAUCCAGCGAGCGACCGCGACCUGCCGACGACGCUCGCCGCGCUGCCCCCCCUCUCGCUGCCUGUCUCUUUCGCUGAGUGGGAGGAGCUGCUGCCAAGCGUUGGCGCGCGGCUGACGGACGCGCUCGAGCGGUACGCGCUGCCGCUCUUCAUGCGCGACGCCGCGACCGCCGCCGCCGUCGUGCUGCGCGCCGCGGUGGGCCCGACCCAUCCCACAGGCCGGGCCGCCGAGCUGGGCGUGCACUACUUCAACGGGAUGGGCGAGGCCGUCGGCGACGCAUCGCUGACUCUGCGCGACGAGGCGCGGCUCGAGCGGCUGAGUGGCAGGCUCUGGGAGCUCGCUGAUGCGGCGCGCGAGGCGAGGGCGGAAAAGGGAGGCUCCGGGAAAUGAGGUCCCGGAGGCUGGGUUGUCUUGCGGCUUGGCGUGCGGCGCUGGCUCCAAAUGCAGGGCAGGCAUACUGGAUCGCGGCGUCCGGAACUGGAUCGCGGAGUGUCCGGAAAUGCUCGAUUACAACGAGUCAACCGGCCCUCGGGCCCUGGGGGUGCCGCUCGGCCGGGGCCCCGGUGGGCAAAACCCGCCUAAUUUAUCGGGGGGAGAAAUCUCCUGCUUUGCGUUUUGGCUACAUGAUUGUCCAUG
Emiliania huxleyi CCMP1516 is the source of this 1698-nucleotide messenger RNA. RefSeq lists its product as hypothetical. Bases 1 to 1452 code for a protein of 483 amino acids. The record is from RefSeq and is a predicted model, not a curated record. NCBI's taxonomy places the organism in Eukaryota, Haptophyta, Isochrysidales, Noelaerhabdaceae. The transcript is spliced from 4 exons.